Messenger RNA from Dictyostelium discoideum AX4, 1134 nucleotides. RefSeq names its product mitochondrial genome maintenance protein (gene mgm101). The transcript has a single exon. Gene Ontology annotation, cellular component: mitochondrial nucleoid; mitochondrial chromosome. Gene Ontology annotation, molecular function: single-stranded DNA binding. The record is from RefSeq and is a predicted model, not a curated record. Bases 1 to 1134 code for a protein of 377 amino acids. NCBI's taxonomy places the organism in Eukaryota, Evosea, Eumycetozoa, Dictyosteliales, Dictyosteliaceae. Gene Ontology annotation, biological process: DNA repair.
AUGAAAAGAUUUAUUUCAACAACAAGUUUACGUGUUUUAUCAAAUUUAAAUAAAAACAAUAACAAUAACAACAAGUUUAACAAAUCAAUUGUUGGAGUAUUCAAUAGAGAAUUCUCAAGUUCAAAUGAAGGAUUAAAUAAAGUUAAUUUUGGUGAAAAUAAUAACUCAUCCACCACUGAACCAACUAAAGUAUUAUUUAACGAUUCACAAUUUUAUCAAGAGGAUAAAUAUCAAGGUAUUUCAAAAGAACCAUUUAGUAAAGAGAUUGUUGAUACUUUAUUAGCAGAUUUAAAUCCAGACGAUAUUGAAAUCAAACCAGAUGGUUUAAUUUAUUUACCAGAGAUCAAAUAUAGACGUAUUUUAAAUCAAGCAUUCGGACCAGGAGGUUGGGCAUUAAAACCAUUCGGACCACCAGUUGUCGAGGGUAAAACAUUGAUUAGACCUUAUGCACUCUAUUGUUUAGGUAGAUAUGUAGCCGAAUCCAUUGGUGAGCAACAAUACGUUCCAAAUUCAUUCAUUUCAUUUGCCACCGCCACUGAAUCUGCUAAAUCCAAUGCAUUGGUUCGUUGUUGUAAAGAUUUAGGUAUUGGCUCAAGUCUUUGGGAUCCAAUUUUCAUUCGUCAAUGGAAAUCUGAAUAUGCCACAGAGAGAUGGUGUGAAAAUUCAAAAACAAAAGAAAGACGUUUGUUUUGGUUCCUUUCAAAUCGUUCAGAAAAUCAACUUCCAUAUCCAUGGAAAGAAUCUGAUUUUAAUCAAGUACCAUCAAAUUCAUCAUAUUCAUCAUCAUCAUCAUCAAUAAAUAACAAUAGUAAUAGUAGUAAUAAUAAUAAUAAUAAUAGUGAUUCAUCAUCUUCAAUAAAUCAACCACAACAAGAAACAAUUUCAUAUCAUCAAGAUGAUUCAUCUUCACCAUCAUCAAAAAUUACAGAACAACAAGAUGAUUCAGAAGAUAUUGAUAUCGAUGAUGUAGUACCACCACAAUUAAAGAAAUAUGCAGGUAAAACAUGGAGACAACUUGUUGCUGAUCCAAAAGGUCUUAGUUAUUUACAAUGGGCUUCUUCAUCAUUCGAUAAUGCCCCCAAAAUUAAAAGUCAAGCAACUGCAAUUUUAGAAUUUAUCAAUAAAAGUCAAUAA